Messenger RNA from Sebastes umbrosus (honeycomb rockfish), 1893 nucleotides. RefSeq lists its product as uncharacterized. The transcript has 15 exons. The record is from RefSeq and is a predicted model, not a curated record. Bases 169 to 1377 code for a protein of 402 amino acids. NCBI's taxonomy places the organism in Eukaryota, Metazoa, Chordata, Actinopteri, Perciformes, Sebastidae. Gene Ontology annotation, molecular function: signaling receptor activity.
GAUGAAACACCAGCAAAGAGUGGAAGAGUUUUAUCAGUGUAUGCAAAUCAUUCAGAGCUGCUUCCACCCAGAGAAACUCACCACUCCACUGGAAGAAGAAGACCUCUAUCUGAUAUACAGCUCCAGUUCCACUGACAGUAACAGGAAUCCAGCUGAGCCAGGUAGAUAAUGGCGUGGGUGUUGGCUCCGCUCCUGUUGGCUGUCCUCCUGACUGAGACGUCUGCCUCACUGUCAACUUCAGUAGGGACAGAGCAGGCCUCUCCAUGCCCACCUCGGUGGCUCCUGUUUGGGCAGAGAUGCUUCUCUUUCUACCCCGUGUGGAGCUCCUGGACCGACGCUAAUUCUUUGUGCUCUCAGGAGGGAGGUAACCUGGCGUCGCUUCACACACCAGAGGAGAGGCAGUUUGUCCAUCAGCUAGCAAACACACACAUCCCUGUGUGGCUCGGUGGAUUCAAGGCACAACAGGGCUCCUGGUUUUGGAGCGAUGACUCCGCCUUCAGGAUCAGUGGUUGGACCAAUCAGACGCAGGGAAAGGCAGGAGGGGGCGGGGCUUGCUUGGUAAUUUCACCAAAAAGUGGAGAGCUGCACAGCGCCCCCUGUGGAGAGCUCAGGUUCUACAUCUGCUCCACCACAGCCAGCUCCAGUCCCACCGACUCCCCCCGCAACAGGAAACCAGUCGAGCCAGGCAUCGUCUCUAACGUGAGUCUGUUUGACGUUGUGUGGGGUCACAGCGACAUGUUGGCGGAGGUGAUUCUCCGAUCGUCCCCCUUACUUGAGGAGCUCCGGUCUGGUCAGCUGAUGCAGCGCUGCUACGCCAACUUCAUCCGGCAGGAGGCGCUCUAUCUGCACCGAGUCAGCAGCACGCUGGAGGCCCUGAUUGUUCGUUUACAGGAAGCGGAUGACGUGAGAUCACUGCUGAUGGACACACUGAAACACUACAGCAGCAGAAACCAGAGCCUCCUCGCUUCGCCUCCCCCACCGUGGCUCGUCUUCUCCCUCCAGUCGUUCCACUCGGUGGUCCUGGAGGAGCCAGUCUACUGGCUGGUGGCUCUGUUGGCCCGGGCCUGCCUCCGUGACUUCCUGGCCGCGGAGCUGCUCUCCUCUGGCCUCCAGCUGGUGCCUGCAUGGUCCAAUGUUAAAUCCGUCGGCCUCUACCAGGAGUGGAAUAGAGACACUCUGAGGGAGGUCACAUGGACACGCAGGUACAGGAAGGUGAUAGAGGAACGCAAGCAUCACAUGGACACGUAUAAAGCCAUAAACAUCUUCAGAGAGCACAUGAAGAACCAGAAGAGUUUCUACAAGGCUCUAGCCUGUGAUGAAGAGGAGGAGGAGGAGAGCCAGGUGGAGCUACUGAUGAAGAGAAAAGCCGUACUCUGAGACGGAGCUCUCCAGCAGGAUGAAGGAAAUCUCUCUACAUGUUGUGUAGUAACCAAACCUCAUGCAAACAACGGGGAAUUUAAGCAGCUUGUUUAGAGUGAUGAGGUAAAAACCACUGAAGAUGUCCUCACAAUGUUUACUGUAUAAUGUUUGCAUCUAUUUUCAUUUCUGAAAAUGUUUUCCUUUAACUGAAUGUCUUGAAUGCAGCAUGUUUAUCAUCAGUCUACUGGGAUAAUCUGCGUCUGUGAUGUGAAUUCAGUAUAAAGUCAUGUUUCCGUUGACAACGUUCUGUUGAGUUUAUAAUAAAAUGUUAAUAAAGUUAAUUAAUUUCUCCUCCAUGUGAUCACACAGACAGCUGUCUGUCUCCCCCUACAGGCCACAACAUGACACUACACUCAGUUUAUAAAUACAAACAAUACUACUGCAGUAUUUCACCUAGUACUACUGAUACUACUCUCACUUUACUAUUACCACUACUUCUUAAACUUCUACUACUACCACCAAUGCUUCUACUGC